AUGGGUUUGCUGGACGCUCUCGGCUCUGCUGCAUCUGUCCAGGUCUUCGCCUGCAGCGUCGCUUCACAACCGCGCAUGUACCUUGAGGUCCGGGAGAAAGAGAAAGAGAAGAAAGAAUCCAUCACGGACGUGUGCUUCCUAGACGACUAUUACCGACCUCUUGGGUUCGAGCACUCUACCACGUCGACGUCGCCCAAAGACGUUUCCGUGGACAAAGGUUCCUACAGCAAGCGCGACAUGCCAAGGGGCUUUAUGCGGUUUCAGAAGGCAAGGUCAUGUCGACGACACCUUCCGGUCGGGUUGUAA
Molecule: messenger RNA, 306 nt
Organism: Trematosphaeria pertusa
Lineage: Eukaryota; Fungi; Ascomycota; Dothideomycetes; Pleosporales; Trematosphaeriaceae
Exons: 1
Coding region: 1-306 (101 amino acids)
Source: RefSeq, a predicted model, not a curated record